AUGGUGCAACCCUCUGCACAAAAAAAGCUCCAUCUCGUCGGCGUGGGUGUCACCCACUCCAUCGCCCCAGGCAUGCACACCCAUAUCGCCAAAUCCCUCCACCUUCCCUGGACAUUUCACGCAACAGAAUGCCCGACCCUCGCCGAUGUCCUGACACUAGCAGAAUCUCCUGCUACAGCCGGCCUCGUGGUCACAAUGCCGUACAAAAACAGCAUCAUUCCACACCUUGACGAGCCGGAUGAUCUGGCCGCCAUGAUCGGCGCAUGCAAUAACGUCUACUACCGUACGAACGGGGCUGACCGUCGCCUCUGCGGCACAAAUACUGAUUGGCUGGGUAUUAAGGGCUGUCUCCUGGAAAAAGAAGGACAGGGCCAGCGGCCGUCUGCUACCUCUACAGGGUGCGCGCUGAUUGUCGGAGCAGGGGGCGCGAGCCGUGCGGCUGUCUAUGCGCUUGCCGUGCAUUUGAAUUGUCCGACUAUCUACAUUCUGAACCGGGAUGAGGGGGAGGUGGAUGCUCUCAUCGCGGAUACGCAGAGAUUGCCUGUUACCCCUUCCAUAACCCAUGUCAAGAGUAUUGAGCAGGCGGGUGCGCUGGCUACUCCGUACUAUGUAGUCGGGACAGUGCCGGAUGACGAGCCGAAGACUGAGCCUGAGCGUGCUGUGGCUGAGAUACUCGAAUCGUUCCUGGCUCGGGGAGAGAAGGGGGUGCUAUUGGACAUGUGUUUCAAGCCGCGCAGGACUAGGAUGAUUCGACUGGCUGAGCGGCUAGGAUGGCCGUGUGUGGAGGGCACGCAUGUAAUCAUGUAUCAGAUAGAGGAGCAGUGGCGCUUGUGGGCUGGCGAGGAGAAUGUAAUGAAUCUAGAUCGAAAGGGGGCUUGGGACGUGCUGUUGAAGGCUGCCGAGGAGAGUACGGCGAUCAAUUAG
Molecule: messenger RNA, 924 nt
Organism: Aspergillus fischeri NRRL 181
Lineage: Eukaryota; Fungi; Ascomycota; Eurotiomycetes; Eurotiales; Aspergillaceae
Product: shikimate dehydrogenase family protein
Exons: 1
Coding region: 1-924 (307 amino acids)
Biological process (GO): chorismate biosynthetic process; shikimate metabolic process
Molecular function (GO): shikimate 3-dehydrogenase (NADP+) activity
Source: RefSeq, a predicted model, not a curated record